Eutrema salsugineum is the source of this 759-nucleotide messenger RNA. Its product is annotated as 30S ribosomal protein S21, chloroplastic. Gene Ontology annotation, molecular function: structural constituent of ribosome. The transcript has 2 exons. Gene Ontology annotation, biological process: translation. Bases 135 to 725 code for a protein of 196 amino acids. Gene Ontology annotation, cellular component: ribosome. The record is from RefSeq and is a predicted model, not a curated record. Lineage: Eukaryota; Viridiplantae; Streptophyta; Magnoliopsida; Brassicales; Brassicaceae.
UUUCAAAGAUCAAAGUUUAAUGGUGUCGUCUCUAUAUGCUCAAAACGUCAUCGUUUUAGCCAGAUUCUUAAUUAGUAGUAUUAAUCACACUGCUAAUCACCCAAACUAAUUACAAAUAUUAGAGCCAAAAAUGAAUGUUCACUUAUUCAGAGGGGAAAAAAAUGGCGCUAGAAACGAUGGCUUCCCUCUUCGACCUCCUCUCAUGUUUUCUCUCGUCUUCUACUCCGCCUAGUCUGAAACCUAUCACUAGAUCCUCGCCGUGUACACUUUCAUCUUCCAUAUCCGCGAACGCGAGACCAUAUCAGCAGCUUUGGAUGACGACGAAGUUCUUCCUCAGAGCCAAUCACGAUGACGUCAUCAAUCGCGUGGCGUAUCCUUCGCUGGCGAACGCGAACCUAUUCUUCUUCAAGUCCGGAUACUACAACGUCGAGGUGGUGCCUAAAGACGGCGAAUCGGAGGAUCAGCUGUUGAACGAUUUCAAGAGAUCGGUUUUCAGAGCCGGUGUGUUGCAGGAGACUCGGAGACGACGCUUCUUCGAGAACUCUCAGGAGAAAAGGAAGCGUAAAACCAAAGAAGCUGCGAAGAAGAAUCGUAAAAGGAGGCCAAACCUGAAACCAAAACCACAUUCAACUCCAGAAAUCCCCAAGAGCAGAGAUGUUGAAGAAGACGAUAAGUGGGAAGUUCCUCCGGAGGAAAUUGAGAUUCCAUAUACCAAUCGGUCCUAGAGAUAAACCGCAUUCUCAUUCCGGUUCAGUGAUU